GUCUCCCAUGUUUGCUUUUCAGCUUAUCAGCCGCAUUGUAGCUGCACCUUGGCAACUACUGCGCGCUAUUCUCAGGCUCGACGGGGCACAGGAGACUCCGUCGGCCCGCGCCAAGGCGCGCUCCAAGUCAAAAGCUAGUAGCUCAGUGGCUGGUACUAACACAGUUCCUGCGAAACCUAAGCCUAAGCCGAAAAUGUCCGACGCUGCCAAGCCGGCCGAUGGAAGCAAGGGCGAGCUGUCUUACCACUACUGGCAUGGGAAGGGUGGCGGCAAUGCCCCCGUGCCGGAGCCCAAGAAACUGACUGAGGAGGAGAAGGCCGAGCUGGAGCGGCAGGCGGCCAGCAACGGCGCGUCAGCAUGGAACGCGGCGGGCACGUUUGAGGAGCGCAACGCCACCUCCUGGGCCAAGGGGCGGCUGGGCGAGCUGGUCAAGGGGCUGGAGGGGCUGGCGGGCGGCGACGUGUCGGUGCUGGACCUCAACAGCUGCGAGGGCGAGGCAAACAUCUUCCUGGUGCGGGGGAAAAAGAGGUGCGGGUUUGACUUCGAGUUGCAGCUUGCAUGGAAGGCGCUUCCCGCGCCCGGUGCCAUCGAAAUCCGCGGGCAUUGCAAGGUGCUCAACUUCUGCUCUGACGACCCAGACGAACUGGAGGUGGUGCCGGAGGUGGGACACAAGCAGCCGGAGCGGGCGGCAGACGAGGCGGCGGCGGUGAAGAAGGUGAAGGCGGCGCUCACGCCCGCGCUGUGCAAGGUGCUGACGCAGCUGUUGGAGGAGCUCAAGGCUAAGUAGCUUCAGAACUAGCUGGCUGGCCAGCUGUAAUUGUUGUUGGUGGUAAUGGAGCAUGAGGAGCUAGCUAGGCUCGGGUGAGGGGAAGGAUUGUAGGAGUGGUCGUCCCAGGGUGGUGGCGCUGGGUGUGAGCAGGGACCGACGGGGUGAAUCGGAGCGCCGGAUGACACGAGUCACACGAUUGCGGGGCGGGGCGCGACCGCCUAAGUGUUGAGAACCCGGAGCCAAGGAGGCCAAGUCAGGAAACCGCGCAAGCAAGGAAACGCAGUGCUGGUGAAGGACUGCGGUGUGGGACCUCGGUAUCGCUCAGGGUCGUCUCGCUGGUGCAGGUAGUGCAUGCGUGUGGGCUGCGGCGUCUCGCCGCCGCCGGUGCGUGUGUGUGGACAGGGUGCUUGCGAGGGGCAAGUGGCGGGCGGGACUGUGGUCGGCUUCGGGACGCCCGGGACGAGCCAUCCUGUGCACAUGCUGCUGCUACUGUAGACGCUUGGCAUGGGGGACAUGGGCUUGCUUGUACAUCCGAGCUCGGCGGUGCAACUAGAGGUUGAGUGGAGGACUGGAGGUACAGGGCGCGGGAAUGCGAGGACAUCUGGCUGGCCAGGCUAAGGUAGAUAAGAAGCUUGCUGAUUGAAAUGGCUGCAGGCUAUGGUGUGAGGCGAGCUCACGGCUACUGCAGCGGUGUGAGACACGCGGAAUGCGCGUGUAAACCAUAUGCUGC
This is a messenger RNA of Chlamydomonas reinhardtii, 1499 nucleotides long. RefSeq lists its product as uncharacterized. Bases 194 to 787 code for a protein of 197 amino acids. NCBI's taxonomy places the organism in Eukaryota, Viridiplantae, Chlorophyta, Chlorophyceae, Chlamydomonadales, Chlamydomonadaceae. The transcript has 6 exons. Gene Ontology annotation, molecular function: protein-folding chaperone binding; ATPase activator activity. The record is from RefSeq and is a predicted model, not a curated record. Gene Ontology annotation, cellular component: cytosol. Gene Ontology annotation, biological process: positive regulation of ATP-dependent activity; protein folding.